AUGAGUUUUGCAAUGGCGGCGUCUUCUUCAGCUCUUGAUGCCGAGAACGUGAGAUCGAAGGCAGAGGCGAGACGCAGAAAGAUACUGGCGAACGCAGAAAAACGUAUGCGGUUUGUCACCGGCCGAUCUACGACAUUAGAAACAGAAAACGGGAAGAAAGAAGAAACUGGAAAGGAAAGUUCUGUUUACCAAUUGGAUAGUAGAACACAGAAGGAGAUAGUAAAAACACUAACCGUCGAGCAUACUAUCCGAGAAGACAAAGAGGCAGAAUUGGAGAGAAAAUUUCAAGAUCUUGACGCACGUUCUAGUGAUACACUCACUCCAUCUGACUUUGCCACACAGAGUGACCACAGAGAAUCUCAUGACUCUGCUGUUGAGGCGUCUGAUGAAAAACAAACAAAAUCAUCGGAUGCCUAUCUUCUCUCGCCCUUGCUGCGUGCUGUGACGGUCUUUCUCGUCGGCUUGUCAUAUCACUUGGCUCAAGAGCAUCCCGAUAUGCUACGAGCCAUGUGGAUCAGUCCUUCAUGGCUUGGUCACAGUAUUCUCUUUGGACUCCUGUCUGUAUACAUUCCUACUAUUAUUUUGCUUUCUACAAGAUUUGGAAGAUGUAUUGGAGUCAGAGUUAGCAAGAAGAUUGACAUAGCUGCAUCUAUAGUUGUAUAUUUGAGUUCGUUUAUUGGAAUUCCGGUUAGUGUAGGCAGAUGGUUGAUGUGGAUUUGUCUGGUUGCAUAUGACGGCUUUGUAGAUCUGGCAGUUACACUGAUGUUUUUCUUUCUGUUAUUCAUGAAUGACAAUUGAAAACAAG
Molecule: messenger RNA, 805 nt
Organism: Corticium candelabrum
Lineage: Eukaryota; Metazoa; Porifera; Homoscleromorpha; Homosclerophorida; Plakinidae
Exons: 1
Coding region: 1-798 (265 amino acids)
Source: RefSeq, a predicted model, not a curated record